Messenger RNA from Leptinotarsa decemlineata (Colorado potato beetle), 2263 nucleotides. It is a transcript of the gene Fas2, whose product is annotated as neural cell adhesion molecule fasciclin 2. Gene Ontology annotation, cellular component: plasma membrane; cell-cell junction. The record is from RefSeq and is a predicted model, not a curated record. Gene Ontology annotation, biological process: cell-cell adhesion. Gene Ontology annotation, molecular function: cell adhesion molecule binding. NCBI's taxonomy places the organism in Eukaryota, Metazoa, Arthropoda, Insecta, Coleoptera, Chrysomelidae.
ACCGAAAAAAUUAGCGGCGAGUGGCGAGACAGAGAUUGCAGUGAGCAAAUCCAACAAUCUGUGCAGUACACAAGUUACCAAUUAGAACAUCUCCAUCCUGACACAAUUUACAAAAUAGAAUUGCGUGCUCAUAAUGCCAUCGGUGAUAGCUCUCCAGCUCAAGUGAAAGUGCGAACGGCAAGAGGUAUUGACCCCAUUGUUCCUGUUCAAACUCCAACAAUGAGCAGCGCUGCCAUUAUUGGUAUAGUAAUAGCAGCUAUACUCCUGGUCUUGAUUGUGCUAGAUAUCACUUGCUAUUCAGUUAAUAGACUUGGGGUGAUAGCGAUGUGCUGCAAUUCAAAAUCCAAAAAAGCAGAUGAAGAGGAUCCUAAAUUGGGAAGUUACAAAGCUGCGCCCGCACAUCCAAGCAGCCUCAAUCUGCCCCAGCCUAUCAAGCUCUCCUCUUCACCUAUGGAGGAAAGAGAACCUCUUAAACCAGAAGAGAAACCGAUGACCGUGGAAUAUGAUGGCAGAUUUGUUCAUUCAAAGCCAGGAGAAAUUAUCGGGAAACAUUCAGCUGUUUAAUUUGAGUUCCCAGAAACUUAAAUGUUCAAAGAUGACAUUUCAAUUUCGUGACAUUACUGUGUACCAAAAACUUUUGAUUUCCUCUCUCUUUGAAAUGAGCACUGUAUAUAUCAGAUAAAAAACUCAUUUGUUAUGCUCACAUUCAGAUUUGGAAUAUUGAUUGAAAAUAUACGGAAUAAUUUGUUGGACGAAUAUCUGACUCACAAUUUGUUGUAUAAGUAGUUCAUCUCAAUUUUUGAAAUUAUCUUUGAUUGUAGUGUAUUUCAGAAUGAACCGAACACUCCAUAAUCUGCUGUCAAUAUAAAUAUCACCUAUAUAUAAAAUAUGAUUUCAUAUGCUUUCUGUUAACGAAAUACCUACUCAUCAUCAUCAUCAUCAAAAACACAUAUAUUAUAGAAAAUUAUCUUUUGAUUGAACAAGCUGCAACGAACACAUUCCUUGAGAUUCAUACAUUAGUAUUAGAUACAUGAUAAGUACCUAAUUGAAAAUGACAUAAAGAAAAUUUUUGUGAACAUUUUCAAAAAGUUAUGGCUUAUGAAUAUACUGAUUCGUUACUUGAUGAAAAUUAAUAACACCAUCCAUGAUAUUGAAAAUAUAAUUUUCAUACUAUUAUUUUUAUUCAAGAUACAUAGCACGGCUCGGUAGUUUCAUCAGUUGUACUGGUACAUCAAACUGGUUCAAAGUAUCAGUCCGAUUGCUGAAACUACCGUGAAGUGAAACGCGUCUUGAAUAAAAUUCGUAGUGUGAAAGUUGUUUAUUUAUUAUUAUGGAUAAAAAACGGCUUUUCGUGAAAGUUCUAGAUGUGAACCAUCAUGCAAAACGUAAAUACAACUACUUGUCGUAAAUCUAACUAUUGGUUCAACCAAUCACAGGAUUUUCAUUGAAAUGAUUCGUCAGAAAUUGACCAAUUUAUAUCCCAAAAAUUUGGGAAAUGCUUUGUUAUUUAAAUAUGACUCUUCAACAAUUAUUUUAUAUUGAAUGAAAUAUGGUUCCCAAAGAGAUGAAAUUGUGAUCAUAGUAUUCAUCAAGCAGAGUUUUUUGCCUUAUGAUAACUUGGAACAUUUUACUCAAUAAGCAUCUUUAUGUAAAUUUAUAGCAAAUACUUUCCGAAAUCAUGAAAUAUUUGUGUAGGUAUAUCAAAACAUGACAGCUUGCCAACAUACAGCCUAAAUCUUUAGCCUUAAAUGUAUUUAGUGUUUUUGCCAAAGCUUCAAUAUAGCUGUGGGUUGUAUAAAUGUAUCACUUUGUAUAUUUAAAAAUUUUUAGGUAUAUUUUAUCACCGUAUUUUAUUAUAACAGUACUUAAUGUUGUGAUUGAACACAAUACAGUAACAAUGCCUGUUCCUACAAUUUGUUAUCUUAUGAUUCACUUGCAGAGAUGAAAUAUAAAAACUAUUGACUUGCUGUGGGGAUAUUGAGUUCAUAUUCCACUUUUUAUAUCUCAAUUAACAUUCACGAACUAUAGUUCAAAUGGUAUGAAGAUGGUAUUAUUAUAAACAGAAUACAGUAUUAAAAUAAUCUUAUGUAUUUCAUUAUUAGACUUGCACUAUUAGUACCUUGUGCAAGAAGUAAUUUUUUUCAAAUUUAUCAUUUGAUUAUGUAUAUUACAUUACCUAAGUUAUUUAGACGUUAUUAUUGUAUUUAUAUGAAAUAUCUGUAUGGGUAGCUUUUUAUAUGGAAUAGAUUACAUUAAACUUUCA